This is a messenger RNA of Phodopus roborovskii (desert hamster), 1621 nucleotides long. RefSeq names its product glucose-6-phosphate 1-dehydrogenase-like. Gene Ontology annotation, biological process: pentose-phosphate shunt, oxidative branch; glucose metabolic process. The record is from RefSeq and is a predicted model, not a curated record. Gene Ontology annotation, cellular component: cytosol. NCBI's taxonomy places the organism in Eukaryota, Metazoa, Chordata, Mammalia, Rodentia, Cricetidae. Gene Ontology annotation, molecular function: glucose-6-phosphate dehydrogenase activity; NADP binding.
AAGCUGUGCACUCCAGAACUGUGAACCUGUUUGGCAGCAGCAACUAAAUGCAGAAAAUCCCAUGGCAGAGCAGGUGGCCCUGAGCUGGACCCAGGUGUGUGGGAUCCUGAGGGAAGAGUUGUACCAGGGUGAUGCCUUCCAUCAAGCUGAUACACACAUAUUUAUCAUCAUGGGUGCAUCCGGUGACCUGGCCAAGAAGAUCUAUCCCACUAUCUGGUGGCUGUUCCGGGAUGGACCUACCUUCAUUGUGGGCUAUGCCUGCUCCUGUCUCACAGUGGAUGACAUCCGCAAGCAGAGCAAGCCCUUCUUUAAAGCCACUCCAGAGGAAAGGCCAAAGCUAGAGGAGUUCUUUGCUCGUAACUCCUAUGAGGCUGGCCAGUAUGAUGAUCCAGCCUUCUACAAGCACCUCAACAGCCAUAUGAAUGCCCUACAUCAGGGGAUGCAGGCCAACAACCUAUUCUACCUGGCUUUGCCCCCCACAGUCUAUGAAACUGUCACCAAGAACAUUCAAGAGACCUGCAUGAGUCAGACAGGCUGGAACAACAUCAUAGUGGAGAAGCCCUUCAGGAAAGAUCUGCAGAGCUCCAACCAGCUGUCGAACCACAUCUCUCUGUUCCGCGAGGACCAGAUCUACUGCAUUAACCACUACCUGGGCAAGGAGAUGGUCCAGAACUUCAUGAUGCUGAGAUUUGCCAACAGGAUCUUUGGCCUUUGGAACCAAGACAAAAUUGCCUGUGUGAUCCUCACAUUUAAAGAGCCUUUUGGUACUGAGGGUCAUGGGGUCUACUUUGAUGAAUUUGGGAUCAUCAGGGACGUUAUGCAGAACCACCUCCUGCAGAUGUUGUGUCUGGUGGCCAUGGAAAAGCUUGCCUCCACAGAUUCAGAUGAUGUCCGUGAUGAGAAGGUCAAAGUAUUGAAAUGGAUCUCAGAGGUGAAAACCAGCAAUGUGGUCCUUGACCAGUAUGUGGGGGACCCCAGUGGAGGAGGAGAAGCUACCAACGGGUACUUAGAUGACCCCACAGUGCCCCGUGGGUCCAUUGCUGCCACCUUUGCAGCAGCUGUCCUGUAUGUGGAGAAUGAGAGAUGGGAUGGGGUACCCUUCAUCCUGCGCUGUGGCAAAGCCCUGAAUGAACACAAGGCUGAGGUGAGACUGCAGUUCCGAGAUGUGGCAGGCGACAUCCUCCACCAGCAGUGCAAGCAUAAUACGCUGGUGAUCUGUGUGCAGCCCAAUGAGGUAUACACCAAGAUGAUGACCAAGAAGCCUGGCAUGUUCUUCAAUCCUGAGGAGUCAGAGCUGGACCUGACCUAUGACAACAGAUCCAAGAAUGUGAAGCUCCCUGGUGCCUAUGAACACCUCAUCCUGGAUGUCUUCUGUGGGAGCCAGAUGCACUUUGUCUGCAGUGAUGAACUCAGGGAAGCCUGGUGUAUCUUCACACCACUGCUGCACAAAACUGAUCAAAAGAAGCCCCUGCCUAUCCCCUAUGUUUAUGGCAGCUGCGUCCCUACAGAGGCAGAUGAACUGAUGAAGAGAGUGGGCUUCCAGUAUGGGAACUUACACCAUCUGCCCUCUGCCCCUUUUGGCCACCCUUUCUGUAUCUGUCCUUCCCACCACCUAACCUGA